Messenger RNA from Parnassius mnemosyne (clouded apollo), 5332 nucleotides. Lineage: Eukaryota; Metazoa; Arthropoda; Insecta; Lepidoptera; Papilionidae. The record is from the annotation of a GenBank genome assembly.
GAAUACCCGCCCGGACUGCUACAUUGACGCACGCGCAUUGAGGCCCAACAAAGGGCCGAAAUAAGAACGGUUUGCAAGUGUGUCUGAUGUAUUUAUGUCAUAAAAAUGGUGAAAUCUGUGAAGUGGAAAGUGGAAAUUAGGAUAUUCGAGGUGUCGAAUCAUGACAGAGGCAUCUGAAAAUGCCUACUUGGUGCGCGUGCGAGCACAAGUGAUGUGCCGCGACGAGGGCACGGGCGGCUGGGUGGCGCUGGGCGGCGGCGGGCUGGCCGACGUCAUGGUCGGCAAGCGCCGCCACCACCGCACCUCCGGCAGUGAAGGCAACGGCGACUCAACAUCCACGUCGACGUCGGCACCAACCCACGAGUAUUACAUCCAUGGAAAACGCAUCAGCGAUAACAUGGUGGUCCUUGAAUGCACCAUCAAGAAGGACUUCCAGUACAACAAGGUGAUGCCAACCUUCCAUCACUGGGUGACCGACGAGAAGCGUUUCGGACUGACUUUCCAAACGGCAGCCGAUGCUCGAGCUUUCGACCGCGGCGUUCGGACCGCUAUAGAGGAAUUGUUGGACGGUCUGGGUGGGGCGUGGCCGUCGCUUCACGCGUACAAAAAACAUAAUCCAGCGCCGAAAGAUGACGAUGAGGAAAACAACAUCUUCGAAUGCCUGAACCUGCCGUCGGAGUCGCGCUCCAGCUCGGACACGUCGAGCGGCGGCGCGCGCGCCGACAUCUCGCAGACGCCCAUCCUGUCCGCCAUCACGCGCACGCGCCACCAGCCGCAGCAUUCGCAGCGUCCGCAGCAUUCGCUCGCAGAACCUCUAAAGCAGUAUGAAGUGCAAUAUGACGACAAAGUCGCCAUUGAAGACUCCGAUCCGGAACGUUGUCCGUACGUCCAUUUAACAGCCGUGCACGAGUACACGUACCCGCAAGUAGGGCCGGGGGGCGUUAUUAGUUCAGAGAAAUCCUCGCCCAACACGAAACCACCGCUGCUGAAGAGGGAUUCAGGUUCAAUAAAGAAAUGCACCUGCGCCGGACCGCCGCCAUUGCCACAUAAGAAACCCACGGAGACGUUUCAAGCGCGAUUGAAAUGCAGGCACUGUCACGAAUGGUAUUUGGAAAGUGCGAACCGGCCUGGCGCUUGUGAAUUUGCACCGGACUGCUUCCGUUCGUGUAUUGACUGCGUUACUUGCAUCAAAUGCGCGCAGUGUAUGCUGUACCACUGUAUGUCGGACGCAGAAGGAGAGUUUGCGAUGCAUCCCUGCGCGUGCAAUAAACCAGACGAAGCUUGCGCUAAAAGAUGGAUUGGUGUAACGCUGCUGAGCCUGCUGGUGCCGUGCCUGUGGUGCUACCUGCCGCUGCGCUGCGCGCACCGCGGCGCCCGCGCGCUCGGCUUCGCCGGCGGACACCACGCGCCGCACCAGAACUAGCUGCUCGGAAUUAAUGUGGCCAGCGGGCAAACUGUGUUGGAUAUAGUGAAUACAGUCAUGACGAACAGAUUUCUUGUUGCGAUCAUGGACGGUGGGCACACAAGUUUAGCAGGAUAUAGUGAAAGGACUGUAAGGGAGAUUGUGAAAUACAGUGAUACAAACGGACUGCUGCUUGUAAACAAACAUUGUCAUGUGUAGAAUACAACAGUGAUCAAAAAAUCUACUGUUGUGAACGUGGGAUGCUUGCAAUGUGUGUGUAAUACAGAGAUAAUAAAGCAAUGGCUUAUACUGGUUUGCGAGGUACAGUGAAUAUAGUGAAGGUGAAAAUGACUCCUUGUAGUACAUAAGUAUUAAGAGGAGAUUGUGAAAACACAGUGGUGGCAAUAUGAUCUGCAGUUUGCAGCUGUGAAUACGAGAGGAGGAAGAGAAAGAGGGAAGAUGUUAUUUGUGAACCAUAAUAAAUACAAGAACUAGACCGAUGCUUGUAUAAAAAAAGUGAAGUGGAUACGGUUGAGCAAGUUGUAUGAACUUGUAAAAUAAGGAAAUUAUUAAAUCAAUUGUUGUUAACGUGGACAGAGAAGGAAGAUUUUGUGCUAAAUCCCCUACUAGUAAACAACAUUGAUAAUGGGGGAGGUAAUGUGAGCGACAUAGUGAGAACUGAAGUGAAUUUGACGUGGGGAACAUAGUUACGAUGAGCCAUCUACGUUGUGAAGAAUAUGAUCAGAUGGCGAGUUCAUGUAUUAAAGCACUGUAUACCAUAUAUAUAGUGAAAUGGGUUGUGAUGAAUCAUUAGACCCUCAGUAUAGUUCCAGUACAAUGUGUUGAUGAGGAAACCAAGAAUUAGAUAGAUUUGACGUGAAAAUUAAGUCGUUUUGGAACAUUGAAUUGCUCAUAGCAUUGUUUAGAAAAGGGAAGAAUAACGCAUGCAUGUUAUUCAUGUAUAUUAUUUAUAAAAAAUGUCCUGGCACAAAUACACUCAAUUAACACACUGCCAUGUUUGUUUACUAAUUCGCACAAAGUGUGAGCGUCGUUAUAAUGAGAUUAAUGAUCAUUAUGUAUAGUUAAACUUAAUGUUGAAUGCUUCUUAAAAUUUAGUGGUGCCAAUGUAGCCACAAUAAUUCGUACCACUGUGAACCCUACAUUUUUUUGUAUUCCAAUAAAAUACACACAGAGUUAUAUGAAGUAGUCUUCCAUGAAAAUAAGAUAAGCAAGAGAUUCUUCAAUGGCUUACAUUGUCGAGCUUCAAGCCUCUUUUGAUCAUCCUAACUAUAAAUAGAUGGUGAAUCUUCUGAGAAUGAUAAUUUAACAAAAUAGACUAUUAAAUAUCAACCUCUAAUAAAUUAACAUAUUGAAUAAAAAUUUUAGAAACAUGGGGUGUUUAAAUUUAUAAACAUGUGGUAGCGGGAGAUAGAUCCACUAUCCCAUUCUUUGAUUGAGCAAUAUUAUUAAAACCCAGCUAUUGGAAUGAUAAAUAAACAUAAAGAUAUACUUUGAAUUCCUGAAGAGGAGUUCCGCAGAAGCUAAAAGCUCUGCAAUAAAUAAAGCCAGAGAUGAUUUUAAUAAUAUAGAUAAAGAAUUAUUUUAAAGUUUAACAAGAAAACAGCCAGUUAUCUAUUAAAUGCAUAGAGUCGUUUACAGACCAACACUUUUUAAAAGUAUAGACAUGUAAGAGUGUUCGGAAAUUGAAGUCCAAAGAUGUGCUAAUUGGCACAUUUUGCUUUGAAAUUCAUUGAUGUUUUAAACACUUUGGAAGCUUCAUAUGUAUAUGUUUCAUAUCUAUACUUUUUAAAUAUUGGAAUUUACAAUAUACAGUGUACACAUUGGGACAUGUGAAGUUUACUGCUGACACAUUAAAAAUGUGAAUUGACUGUAAUUGAGAGUUGCCAGCAUUAACGCUGCAAUGGACUUAAAUUAAUAUGGCAGUAUGAAGAUGUGUAACUGUGGACAGCAGUAGAAAUGUUUAGCUAGUAGCAUAAGUUUGGUAUAACAACACUUUUAUUUAUUUCUUUGUACCAGUAUUAAAAUAUUUAUUAAUAUUACAUAUUGUUAUUGUUAGUGAAACGUGGCCGUGUAUGUGCAAAUGGUCAAAAUGUCUACGUGUGCUAAUGUUAACAGUGAAAUCAAACUAUCAAUUCGCCAUGAAAAUAAGGAGCAUGCUCGUUACAUGUGUAAAACUUUAUAUUAUAUUGAUAAUUGUGCCAUAACUCGUAACGUCGUUUUAAAAUUCAUUUACACAUCUUUCUAUAAGUCUUCCACGACUUAUGAAGUUAUUAUGUCAUUUGGGGAACACUUUGAUACACUUUUUCACUUUCAUUUUGAACUCUGCGAUACUUUGUGAUUAACACUGUUUCAAGUUAUGCUUUAAUGUUUAUUUUUAUAUUUCAGCAUGUUUCUCGUAUUAUAUAUGUAUCCAAAAGCGAAUAAAUGAUUGUUUAUUUAAUUCAGAGGCUUCUGUGAUAAAGUGUCCAUCACAUUAGGUUGUCUAAAAUUGUUACAUUUGAUGUUGGUUGGGUAUGUUUGGUUGUUUUCUCUGAAUUUUAUAAAUUAUUAUUGAUGUAGAUUCCAAAUUAUAUAUAAGGUUAACAUAUCUCAUUAAUGUUGUUUAAUAACUAAGCUUCUAUCAUUAAUUCAAUGUGUUGACUUGGAAUGUUGACGAAGAUGAAGUUUUAACCGUCAUAAACUUUAUAUUAGUUUUAAUUCCAUUUGCAUGACAAUGAAUGAUUUUAACGCCUAAGUAAAUGGCUUUUCCAUUGGGUUAUAUUGAGAUUGUGUUAGGAGCUGUAGGUACUAUACGGGUUGUAGGUUACCUAGAAACUUGUCACAUUUUUCACCGUUGUAAUUUAAAUAUUUAAAAUAGUACAUUUCAUAGGUGAUAGUGGGACGCGUUGUAUAAAAUAUAUUGUGCACAUGGAAGUUGUGAUGUCACUUGGAACGUAAAAUUUAAUUAUUUACUUAUUAAAAAUAAAUUGAUAUGUUAUACAGAAAUUAAUGUUUAAAUGUGAAAAGUAAUUAUUUAUAAUAUUUAAUGUUAAAAGGAAUUCAUUCGUAAUUUGUAUUUUCCAUCACGUAAAUUGUAAAUCGUGGACAGUUUUCCCUUCCAACAGUUGUGCACUCGUUCAGUUUUGUUGAUAAAAACCGACCAAUAGUUUAUCUAUAAGUAAGGUACCAACGGAACUGUUUUCGGUUGCCACGAGGGAUACUUCACACACUAUAUAAGUUAAAACACAAAGUAAUAUAUAAAUUAUAUUGGAAUACAAAAUAUAAAAUCCUUGAUGUUUUUAUAAGAUAAUGGGCUCACUUAUGGAAACUUCUGUGGAUUUUGUGUUUUGCAUGUUUGCGCUGUUGAUUCCUAUUGUUGGAUCUACAUCGCAAAUUCUGUCAGGAGCGAUAACAGAUUAAAGAAACGAUUUCUACUUCCGAGCUUGUCGGUUUUGUGUGAAUUAUCUCUUAAUUAUUACCGAAAACCUUUUCGUAGAGAAUUGUUACACCUUUAACCAAAAUAAAGAGACGUUUGUCGAAAUUUAAAACUAUCGAUAGGUCAGUGUAAUAAGUGUUUUAAUUGUAUUAACUAUAAGACAUUGUAUUUUAACUUUUUUAAAUAUUGAAAAGUCUUAAUCCUGUCUAAAUAUGUUCUAUUCCGUUUUUAAAUACUGUGAGAUCUAGAAAUAUAAAGAGACUAUUAUUUACUGUAGUAAAUUUAAAUCUACAUAAGAUAAAGUUAUCAAUGUUUAGUGUUGUAUUAUAAAUAUAUAUAUGCAGUGAGAACACAGAUCACAAUUUGAACACGAACCAAAGUUUAACCAUCGCAAUGUGCAAUAGUUUGAAAGGUGAAAUGCUGACACCCAAUAUGGUUGUUUUAUGUAAUUAAAAGAUAAAUGUAUUGAAAUAUAAAAAUAAAUAAUUCUACUU